Molecule: messenger RNA, 2919 nt
Organism: Mercenaria mercenaria
Lineage: Eukaryota; Metazoa; Mollusca; Bivalvia; Venerida; Veneridae
Product: collagen alpha-6(VI) chain-like
Exons: 2
Coding region: 1-1230 (409 amino acids)
Source: RefSeq, a predicted model, not a curated record
AUGUAUUUUUCAAUUCUGUCUUUAGUUUUACCUGGUUGUACCCCGUUCCCCACAGAUGUUAUAUUUGUGUUGGAUUCUUCCGCAAGUCAGACAAAGGAACAAUUCGAUGUACAACUUGAUUUUGUGAUAAAAUUUGUUGAAAACGUGAACAUCAGCAGAGAAGAAUUUCAGAUAGCAGUUAUAACAUAUUCAACAGAAGCAAGAGUAGAUAUAAACUUCUAUCAGUCCACAGACAAGGACACACUGCGUCGUCUAAUUGAAGACAUCAGAUUCCGACCUGGUGCCACAUUUACAAAUAAAGGUCUAAAAGUGGCAAUGAAUGUUGCGAGAAAAAGUGAGAGGCGGAAAGGCAUGGUGACCUUGACUUAUGCAUUUGUUCUUACUGAUGGUAUGUCAAACAAAAGAACAGAAACAAGAGUAGCUGCUAAGGAAUUAAGAAAUGCUGAUGUCCAUGUUGUUGCAAUAGGCAUUGGAAAAGAAGUUUCACAUCAAGAACUUGUCGACAUUGCUUCUCCGGGAGAUACCUUCAGUCCCUCUUACGUCUACUCUGUCAGAGACUUUAACGCUCUGGAUACCUUACUGAAACACCUUGUGCAGAUAACAUGUGACGACUGCACCGCCACCAGCGACCGUUCCGAUAUUGUGUUCCUUUUAGAUGAAAGUUACGAAAUGAGUGAGACUGAAUUUCAGAUAUCUGUGGAUGCCAUGACGGCGAUUGUUAAGAGUAGUAACCACAUUGGUGAACCUGAUGGUCCGAUGUUUGGUUUAGUUCGACUGGGAAACACAUUGAAGACUGUAAUAGAGCUAUCCGGAAGCCAGAUGCAAAAUAGCCUUCAAGUUCAAUUUCAGACAUUAAACAGGAGACAAAAUGAAGUUUGCGAUAAAGACGAGCCAUGUAGUGGAGGAAAUAUCACGUCAGCAAUUACUCAAAUAUAUAAGAAUUUCUACAAUACCAUAGAACGUCAGAAUUCUAGAAAAUUUCUUAUUAUUCUGUCAAGUGGAAAGUUUGAAAACCAGGAAAUCAUCAAAGAAGAGAUGGUGGCAAUCAAUAACGUGUCAGAUGUGAAAUUGUUUGUGAUUGGUCCAGGACUUGAUGUAAAUAUGGAUGGAUUGUUGUCAUUGGCUGAAGAAGCUAAUCAUGUAUAUGCAAUUCUUGACACUAAUGACCUGUCAAAACUAGAUGUAAUGCAGUCAGAAUUUUCGUAUAACGUCUGCAAGAAGAAGACAUAAAGCAUUCAAGACGAAUUCAAAACUAGUUAAGUUGAAUGCAUGCAUGAGAUAUAUUCAUUUUUAAAGUUAUUUUGAGAAGUAGCUUGUCUGUUGCGUGUGUUUAUAUUUUGAGCUACAAAGUUUGAUAUCCAUUUAAAGGAUGUUUGUUAAGCGUCUUAGCAGUUAUUAUUUUACCUAAGUGAUAUAAUAGAGACAGCAAGGUUUUUGUACAUUUUUUCAAGUUAAUGCUGCUACUCUUGUAGCCAUUAUGUUUUUUUUUUAUUUCAACGGCCGUUUUUCAUUUUAUUGUGCUACUUAUUGUACAUAGAUGUGCUCAAUCAUAUCGGAAAAUUAAACCCCUCGACUUUUCGUACAAAUGAAAAUUAUAUACAUGUACUAGUAUAGCGCAAAGACUGAGUCCUUUAUUUAGAGUUAUGGAAAAUAAUAUAGGUGGCUAUAGGAACAAUUUCUUUGAUGUCAUUCAUUCCGUAAGCUUUUAUGUUGCCAUUUUCCUUUUACGUGGCUAAAGGAACAAUAGAGAGAACAAAAGUGUAGCCACAUAAAUACCCAUAUACAGGAACGUCCGUCCGUCCGUCACACUUCUUGUCUGGAGCAUUUCUCAGAAAGGUUGAAUGUACUAAAUUGUAAUUUCAGACACUGAUAGAGCUUAUUGAGAGAGAGAGUGCACUGAUAAUUAUACACCAUAACUGGUACCAUUUUAGAAUUAUCUUCCUUUUUGUAACGUGUCCGGAGCGUAAGUUCAAAACGAUGAAAGGGAUUGACUUGAUACUUAACAUAUUGACAAAAAUCAGUGAGAGAAAGUGCAUUGUCAAAGAACCAUAGCUGACUCCAGUUUUUAAUUAUCUCCACUUAUGUUAAAAAAGCUUGUCCGGGGCAUAAGUUAAAAAGUAUAAGAAGGAAUGACUUAAUACUUCAAACAAAUAUAGAGGUCAAUGAAAGAAACUGAAAUAACUAGAACAUAUAACUCUAGCUGAACUCGUUUUUCAAUUAUCUCCCUUUAUGGAAAAAGCUUAUCCAGAGCUUAAAUCCAAAAAUAUGAAAGAGAUUGAUUUGAUACUUUAUAUAUAAAUAGAGGUCAGUAAGAGGAUAUGCAUUGUCAAAGAACCAUAACUCAAACUAAUCCAAUUUUGAAUUAUCUCCCUUUAAGGAAAAAGCUUGUCCAGAGCAUAACUUGAAAACUAAAUGAGGGAAAAACACAAUACUUUACACAUUGAUAGAAAUCAGUGAGAGGGAGUGCAGUGUCAAAGAACAAUAAUUCUGGCUUGCCCUGCUUUUGAAAUAUUCCCUUUUAUGUCCGAAAAUACUUGAAAAGCAUAUAAUUGACUCAGUAUUUUACACAUUUAUAGAUGUCAGUGGGAGAAUAUAAGAUUCUUUCACUGGUUAUAGGUGCAGAUGGGAAUUUCCGGCCUCGAAGGUAACUGUUUAGGCGGUAACGAGGUUCCUACCGAGUUACCGCCUAAACAGUUACCCGAGAGCCGGAUAUGCCCAUCUGCAUCUAUAACCAGUGACAGAAUCUUUUUCUUGCGUACCGAUAUCAAGAUAUAAUAAUAAAAAUAAAAUCAGUCGAACGGCUUUCUUUUUAGAACUAUUUCUUAUAGCAGCGUAUUCAAACAAAGCGCGGGAAAUCAACGUCCGUAAACAGGAAAGACGUCAUGACGUUUCAAAGACAAGAAACAAUGUUUAGUUCCG